Molecule: messenger RNA, 2330 nt
Organism: Aaosphaeria arxii CBS 175.79
Lineage: Eukaryota; Fungi; Ascomycota; Dothideomycetes; Pleosporales
Product: DNA mismatch repair protein MutL
Exons: 3
Coding region: 71-2257 (728 amino acids)
Biological process (GO): mismatch repair
Cellular component (GO): MutLalpha complex
Molecular function (GO): ATP-dependent DNA damage sensor activity; ATP binding; mismatched DNA binding
Source: RefSeq, a predicted model, not a curated record
CUAGAAUCGUAACCGUUUUCUUUAAUAACACAAUAACCCCGAAGGAGACCCUGACCUGAUUUACCCAACGAUGGCCGAUGGCAUGCAAAUCGACCCAGAGUCUCCACGGGGCACAAAAAGAAAAGUCGACGAUACGCUUCCGCUCCCUGCACCGCGUCGAAUCAAAGCACUCGCAGAGGAUGUCGUGAAUAAAAUCGCAGCCGGCGAGAUUAUUGUCGCUCCCGUACAUGCACUCAAAGAGCUGAUAGAAAACGCCGUUGAUGCCGGGUCAACGGCAUUGGAAGUACUCGUCAAAGACGGAGGAUUGAAACUCCUUCAGAUCACAGACAAUGGUCACGGGAUUGAUAAAGAAGAUCUGCCGAUUCUGUGCGAGCGAUUCACAACAUCUAAAUUAAAGGCUUUCGAGGAUUUGAGCUCCAUAGGGACGUAUGGCUUCCGUGGUGAAGCUUUGGCAAGUAUCAGCCAUAUUGCUCAUCUCAGCGUUACGACACGGACCAAGGAGUCGAGCUGCGCCUGGAGAGCCUAUUAUUCUGGUGGUAAGCUUGCCAGUCCGAAGCCGGGUCAAAGUGCGGAACCAAAGCCUAUCGCUGGUCGACCUGGUACCCAGAUAACCGUCGAAGAUCUGUUUUACAAUGUCCCUUCGCGACGGCGUGCCUUCCGUUCUGCAAGCGAGGAGUACGCUAAGAUCCUCGAGUUGGUCGGAAAAUACGCUGUGCACUGCACUGGCGUGUCGUUCUCCUGCAAGAAACACGGCGACUCUUCGGCCUCAAUUUCUGUCCCAGCCAAUGCAUCGAUUUCGGAUCGCAUACGACAGAUACAUAACAGCGCUGUUGCGAGCGAAUUGGUAACGUUCAAGGCAGAGAACGAUCGCUGGGGCUUCAAAUGCGAAGCGUGGAUCAGCAAUGCCAACUACAGCGCUAAGCGUACGACGAUGAUGUUGUUCAUCAACCACCGAUCCGUUGAAUCACAAGUCAUCAAAAAGAGCAUUGAGCAAACAUACGCUACCUUUCUUCCGAAAGGAGGCCAUCCCUUUGUCUAUCUCAGUCUCGACAUCGACCCUCAAAGGGUAGACGUAAAUGUCCAUCCCACAAAGCGCGAAGUCCAUUUCCUCAAUGAAGAUGAGAUCAUCGACAUCGUGUGUGAUGAGAUCCGUACCAGCUUAAGCAAGGUUGAUACAAGUCGAUCGUUCAUGACGCAGUCUCUUCUGUCGAACCCGAAAGUACCCUUUGCUACACCAAUGAAGCAAACUGCGCCUGCUACUCCAGCCCAGAGCGGAACGGUUGACGGGAGCACUGUUCGACCGACGCCCAAAACAGCCACAAAGAAACCUUACGAGAACAAUCUCGUGCGUACUGAUGCGUCCGCCCGCAAGAUCACCUCCAUGCUCGUGCCACGCGAGUCAACACAAGGCGGCGAGGACGAUGACAACGAACCAGAAUACGAAUACACAGAGAAAGAAGCGACGAUUUGUCGUCUCACCUCCAUCAAAGAGCUUCGGAGCGAAGUGCGAGACGCCAUGCACAAUGACUUAACCGACGUCAUCUCCAUGCACACUUUCGUCGGUAUUGUGGAUGAACAGAAGCGAAUAGCGGCCAUCCAGGGUGGUGUGAAGCUUUUCCUAGUCGAUUAUGGGAUGUUGUGCAAUGAAUACUUCUACCAAGUAGGACUAACUGACUUUGGCAAUUUCGGAUCCAUCAAGUUUAGCCCACCUCUCUCGUUACAUGAGCUGUUAUCGCUAGGAGCAGAGCAGGAGAAGAAGAACGCAGGCGACUCUGCAGACGAAAUCGAUUGGGACGAGGUCGUAGAGUCAGUCAAGCUCCAGCUGAUUGAACGACGGGCACUGCUUUUGGAAUACUUCUCAAUGGAGAUAUCCGAGUCUGGCGAACUACGCGCUCUCCCGCUCUUGAUGAAAGACUACAUGCCCUCGCUCGCGAAGAUCCCCCAAUUCUUGCUGCGGCUCGGACCGCACGUUGACUGGGAUUCUGAGAAGGAAUGCUUCCGGUCGUUUCUCCGAGAGCUGGCUUCUUUCCACGUCCCUGAAAGCUUACCGUUGCCGCCAGCGCCCGCCGCGGAUGGUGAAGUUGCACCUGAGGAGGACCCUGAGAUCACUGCAAGGAGACAGAAGGUCUGUAGAGCGGUUGAGCAUAACAUCUUUCCUGCCUGUAAAGCUAGGUUGGUCGCUACUCGGGGGAUGUUGAAGAGUGUAAUGGAGGUUGCCAAUCUGAAGGGACUGUACAGGGUAUUCGAACGAUGCUGAACAACAUAAUGAAGGAAAAACUGCCAGGUGUUUAUCAUAAUAUCUAGAAAUAUCCAUAGACUUAUAUAGAGGG